Molecule: messenger RNA, 1062 nt
Organism: Vigna radiata var. radiata (mung bean)
Lineage: Eukaryota; Viridiplantae; Streptophyta; Magnoliopsida; Fabales; Fabaceae
Product: transcription factor MYB118-like
Exons: 3
Coding region: 1-1062 (353 amino acids)
Biological process (GO): regulation of DNA-templated transcription
Cellular component (GO): nucleus
Molecular function (GO): DNA-binding transcription factor activity, RNA polymerase II-specific; RNA polymerase II cis-regulatory region sequence-specific DNA binding
Source: RefSeq, a predicted model, not a curated record
AUGGAGUUUGAUCCAAGUUUCCAAGGGCAACUACAACACCCAUUCCUUUCAACUCAUUUUCCUACAAACCCUAACAUGAUGCCACAAAUCCAAACCAUGUUUCCCUCACAAAGCCCUAUUUUGAUUCCACCAUCACCACCACCACCACCCAUCAUGUUUCACCCCAACAACAUUUUCCACCAUAUUCAAGAUCAUACCUUUGGGGUACCUACCCAAAACCCUAAUUUUUUGUUUGAGGGUCCUUUAAAACCCACCACAACCCCUUUUUGUGGGAUGUUAACACCUUCUUUAGGGUCUUCCCUAGGAGGUUUUGCCAAUGUUUCCCAUCACCACCACCCUAUGAUGUUGCCACCACCAAACAACAACAAUGUUUUGCAUGGCCAACAUGAUGGCAAAGUCAUAUGGGAUUUCUCUCAAAAAACCAUGAUUCAUCCAUCUCAUGCUUCUUCUUCUUCCAACUCACCUUCAUGUCUUUCUCUUCCUAAUAUCACUCAAUACAAAUGGGAAAGUAAUCAAAAGAUAAAAAUGAAAAAAAAUACUAAUGAUCUCAUAAUCAAAGGGUGGUGGACUCCUCAAGAGGACAGUAGUCUUGUGGAAUUGGUGAAUGAAUUUGGGUUGAAGAAAUGGACCCAAAUUGCAAAAUUUCUACCCGGAAGGAUUGGGAAGCAAUGUCGAGAAAGAUGGUACAACCAUCUUCAGCCAAAUAUUAAGAAGGAAUCAUGGACCCUGGAAGAAGACAUGAUUCUGAUGAAAGUUCAUCAAGAAAUUGGAAACAAAUGGUCUGAAAUUGCAAAAAGAUUACCUGGGAGAACUGAGAACAACAUAAAAAACCAUUGGAAUGGUAUCAAGCGUCGACAAGACUUUAAAAGGAACAACAACAAGAACAAUGACAACCCUAAUUACGAUGAAUCAAUGCUCCAUGCAUACAUCAAAAGGGUUACUGUCACUGAAGAAGCUGCAAGAGUUCAGAAGAAAUCUGUCAGCAAGAGUAAUAAGAAAGAUCAAUGUUCAUAUAACAUGCUUGAUGGAAAUAGCAAUUUAGCUAAGAAUGUGGGUAUAUGA